GUACCUUGGACACAAGACCACCACCAUGCACGGCAGGAAGAAGAGCGACCUCCCGCAAACGAAGGAGGAGAAGGAUGCGGUGCGGGCAAAAAUAUCCAACUACAAAAAGGUGGUCGGUGCCAUCCGCCACAAGAGGGCGACUGGGCAGAUGGAUGCGGAGUACAAGCAGCUCCUAGGGAAGCUCCUGCGCCUGCAUCCAGACUACUAUUCCAUGUGGAACUUUCGCAAGGAAGCAGUUCUGGCUGAACUUUCUCGAAUAGAAGACGCACAUAGCAGGCAAGGCGGGAGCGACGACGGGGAUAAGGCGGCGGAGGAGAUCAGCAGCGGUACGUUGUUGUCACCGUCUGUCCAGGAGCAGCAGAAGAAGAAGAUAUACGAGGAGGAGCUCGCGCUGAGCGUGGACUGCAUCAAGCGCAAUCCCAAGUCGUACCCGGCAUGGCACCACCACAAGUGGGCCUUGGAGAGGGGGCUGGACUUGUUGGGAGGGAGGUCGGCGCUUGCGGGGGAUCUGGCUCUGUGCGCCACGUUCUUGGAGCUGGACGGCAGAAAUUUCCACUGCUGGGCGCAUCGUAUGUGGGUGGCGGAGCGGAUGGGCCUCUCCGCGCGGGAAGAGUUUGACUUCACCACCGACAAAAUCAAGCAAAACUUCAGCAACUACAGCGCGUUCCACUUCCGGAGUAAGGUUCUGCCGAGGAUGGUGGAGGAGGCCGGCCACGACCGGUGGCAGCUGCUGUCCGACGAGCUAGAUCUCACGCAUGACGCAAUGUUCACGGAGCCGGCGGACCAGAGCGUCUGGUGGUACCACCAUUUCCUCCUCACGUGGGCGGACGACGGCACCGACAGCUGCAGCGACUCGGAACGUUACGAGAACAUUCUGCGCGCAGAGGCGGCCACUCUGGGGGAGCUGAUAGAGGUGGAGGUUCGGUGCAAGUGGGCCGAGGUCGCUCUCCUCCUGGUCUCCCAACGGCUCGCCAACGCCCUCGAACCAAGGCCACAGCCGCCGCGGGCCCAGGACGACGAGACUAACAAUGGCGGCGGAGGCGUUACUGCGGCAGGGAACGGCAGCACGGAGGCCGGCGAGGUCCGAGAAAGCUGCCGAGGCAUGGCGGCACGCCUGUCCGAGCUGGACCCGAUGCACGGCCGUUUCUACGAGUUUGUGGAGAAGGGCGGGACUGUGAUGGGGGGACAGCAGAUGCGAGGCUCGGCGCGCGAGGCAGACAGAUAGGGGGCUGGCAUGUCAAAGCGGCUGUUACGCUUUAAGAAGGAAUGGUAUCCGGAGGGUGAUCGGGGAGUGAGUUGUGCGGGAAUGAGUCCGGAGACGGCAGGCGGCAGCGGCAAGAAGCCCUACGGCUUUCAGAGUAGAAGCUGAGGUUUGCAUAGAUGGGCGUAAAGCGCCCACCGGACAACUCGAGCGGUUUCGCUAUCCUGCGAAAUAAAGCUGACUGCCUCCUUCAAAAAAUCCACGGCUAUUUGUUAUUCGUUGGUCUCUUCCGCUGGACCUAAGACUGAACGGUCAAGAGAACAUCGUCCCGUAUAGGGCGUUGGGGAUGGCGGACCCGAGGCUCUACCGAGCAGUAGAGCCCUUGUCAAACUCGCUUGAGGACGGAGGACGGAGGCAACAAUGUGGUGCGUGACGUUGAGGGUGCAUCGGGUCUAGGGGCUCGUCCUGAGCGAGGCUUGAGAGAGUCCUUCAUCCCGAUGCCCGAUGGGCGCAGUGAGAGCGGGGGAAGGUUCUGCGGCAACAGCAUUUAGAGGAUAUUGCGGCGUACAGGGAACUGCAGGGGGAGAGGUUCGGCUACCUUGCAAUAUCGGGGGCGGAAAGGG
This is a messenger RNA of Ectocarpus siliculosus, 1824 nucleotides long. The record is from the annotation of a GenBank genome assembly. Lineage: Eukaryota; Phaeophyceae; Ectocarpales; Ectocarpaceae.